Molecule: messenger RNA, 3696 nt
Organism: Penicillium concentricum
Lineage: Eukaryota; Fungi; Ascomycota; Eurotiomycetes; Eurotiales; Aspergillaceae
Exons: 10
Coding region: 1-3696 (1231 amino acids)
Biological process (GO): regulation of DNA-templated transcription
Molecular function (GO): DNA-binding transcription factor activity, RNA polymerase II-specific; zinc ion binding
Source: RefSeq, a predicted model, not a curated record
AUGGCACGAGUCGUUAUCGUCGGAGCAGGUCUUUACGGUCUCAUCGCAGCGAAGACGUAUCUACAAAUCGUUGGGGCAUACGGCGAUGAAAGCACAGGCAAAAGCUCCGACGAAAUCGCCAAAAUCCCCGUCGGUUUCACUGAGAGUAUCGAUGCGUCCCAAAAGACCUCCUCCGAAAGUCGCCUACUUGUGAUUGACUCUGCCUCCGAUAUUGGGGGUACUUGGGCCGAGGAGCGACUUUACCCAAAUUUGUUGAGUCAGAACUCCUAUGGCCUUUAUGAAUUCAGUGACAUGCCUCUGUCCAACGUUGUUCCAGAGGAACAUGCGGAUGAUACACACAAUCAAUUCAUUGCAGGCUGGAAGAUCAACCGUUAUCUCCGUGUAUGGGUUGAGAAAUGGAAGCUUGAAAAACAUAUAAGAUUGAACUGGAAGGUCGACGACAUCAGCCGUCUCGAAACCAAAGAGUGGAAGCUCAACAUCACUGUGACCACGUCCACAUCCCCGAGUCGCCGUAUUACUAUUAUUUGUGACAAGUUGGUCCUGGCUACAGGACUGACCUCGGUACCAAAUAUUCCCAAAGCCAAGGGGGCGUCAACGGCCUCCGAUAACCCUGCUCCAGUCAUCCAUGCCAAAGAUGUUGGAGAAUGGGCCCGAAAGCACCUAGGAUAUCAGCCACUGAAUGCACCUGAGUCCGAGGUUGCUGCCAUUCCAGUCAAAGAGUCACGUUACCCACAACUGCGAUCGGUUGCUGUUUAUGGUGGUGCAAAAUCAUCCUUUGAUCUGGUACAUUUCUUUGCGACUCUACAUCGCAACGACUCAAAGCUGCAUCUCAAGUCUACACAGGAGAGUCCUAUCCAAGUACACUGGAUCAUCCGUGACCGAGGUGUAGGGCCGGCGUGGAUGGUGCCACCAUUGUCUACUCUCCCAAAUGGCGACACCGUUGCAAGCGAUAAGGCUGCAAGCACUCGAUUAAUUACCCAUCUCACCCCGUGCUGCUACGAGAUUCCAAAACGUCUGUCUCUCGGGUCCUCCGGGGAUCUUCACUGGGAGGGCUCAUGGCUGGCGUGGUUAUUACAUGGUAACCCAGUUGGCCGAUGGUGGAUUGGUUGGCUCUGGCGAUCGAUCGAUAAAGGCUUGGAGGAGACAGCGCAAUAUGGUUCAGAUCCGAAGAUGGCAAAGCUUCGUCCAGAGAACAGUGUUGUCUCGUGCGCAUCCGGUAUUGGUAUCGCAAACCAAGGAGACCUCUGGGAAACGAUUAGAUUGCCCCAUGUCAAUGUGUACCGAUCGACCAUCACGGAUAUCGUUGCUACCAGGCCGGAGAAAGCCACAGAUUCAUCUACGAAAGCCUCAGUGCACAUUUCAGACAGCAAUUGCAUUGAUGAAGUUGAUCUGGUCAUACAUGCGACCGGAUAUAAGCCAAUAGUCCCAAUUCGGUUUGAACCUGCAAGUCUCCGUCUGGAAUUGGGGCUUUCAGCCCUGGUGGACUCGGGGGGCCAGAAUAUUUGCGAGAAUCGUGAAAUUGCAGCAGGAACACCGGAGAGAAUCGAUGGACCACUAGAAUCAACCAUAAAAGACCGCAUCCAACACUGGGACGAUCUAGAUCGACGUUCUGAAGUCAUGGUCAGAAAGACGUUGAAUGCGACAAGGUGCGCUUUCACAGAUCGGAGUCCUCCCUCAUGGGCUGAGCCUCACAAGCUGGUGCCAUAUCGCCUAUUCCGCCGUAUGGUGGCACCUGAAUUAGUCGCAAAAGGAGACCGCUCAUUUGCAACACUCGGUGUUGUUUUAUCGUCGACUAUUGCAGUUGUUGCGGAGGUUCAAGCCCUUUGGGUCGCGGCGUUCUUGACAGGGGGGCUCGACUCCUCCGCGGAAACCACACCAAACCCAAACCAGGCACUCUCACUUAACGAUCUUUCACUGGAGAUUAUGGAGAAAGCCACCUCCGAGGAUGUGGUCCUGGGUUCAUUGACGGGAACUGGCCUCGAAGUCGAGGCCAUUCAGUAUAAUGACAUGCUCCUGCACGAUUUGGGACUGAAUCCCCACCGAUUAGGGGGUGGGUUCUACACUGAGCUGACCGGGGUGUAUGGGCCUUCAGUAUAUGCUGGAAUUGUGAAUGAGUGGAAGAAAACUCGGGGCGACGAAGGCAAACCGCGAUGUCGAAACUGCAUUGACCGGAACUACCAAUGCAACUAUGGUAACCAGUUGACAUUUUUGACAAAGAAUGCACGCACUGUGCACACAUCAGAAGUCGAGGCACCAUCUACCAGCUAUGAAGCGAUUCGGUUCGUCACAGAGGAGAUUUCGAAAGAUUGCAACAAAACUGAGGAUCAUGCACUAAAUGAGACAUCCUCUCACAUUGAUGUAACUCCACAAUCACAACAAGCCGACCCUAGCACACUUAGCGUUGUCAGAGAUGAAGACGUGCCAUUCUGGCCAGAGCCAGCCCCUCAUGCGGCAGACGAACAAGAUUAUUCGAUCUUGAAUGACAAUGAUGAAUCUGCGGUCGCCGGGUUGUUGGCUCUCGCAUCUAAUUUGUCGCGUCAAUUGGCCCUCGCCGCGCAAACUACACAACACCAACCCGAAGCAAGUCUAGAGACACUCUCAUCCACCGAAAUACAAGCCCUGUUGCGGCACUAUCGUUAUGAGAUAGCCUCUUGGUUGGACAUAUGUGAUCUUGGUCAAUCAUUUGGAAUCCAAGGACUUCAGUUGGCGAUGGAUUCACCGCCGAUCUGGAACUCGAUUCUUGACCUGUCUGAGACUUCUUUCAACCAGCUUCAUCCGCAAAAGUCACCCGGGGAGGGGAAGACAUUCCUUCGGCAGACCGACUCGAAUAUGCAGGGUGACAUUACAUUUGUCGCACUGCUAAACGUUAUAAACCAAGUGAAACACUGUAUCUCGAAUAUUUCUGCUAUGUGGAACACCGAAAGACAGUGCGAUCAUGACCUCAUGGGGGCCUUGAGUUCUCACGCAGUGGGCAGAGAUAUUAAUUCCGCGAUUUAUUGGCUCUCUUUCAGGCUCGAUCUUGCGACAGCGCUAGCUAGUGAUGGCGACAUAUGCAUGCCGCUUCCCCCGUCGUUCCCAUACUUCACAGAAGUAGAAUUUGUGGCUGAUCCAUUCGAGAUGGUUUUCUUCUACGCAUACCGCCCUCUAUGGCUCUGUGCGAGAGCGAUCCAAUUUGUGCACAACGAAGAAGUUUCUCCUGAUCGACCCCCGCUCCAUAUAUGGAUUCAAUUGGUGGAAGAACUGCAACAAUGGUAUCGUGAGCGACCAAGGGAAUUUCAACCCAUGCUGGAAUUAGAGCUGGAUGAUCAGUUAGCUGCACCAGAACGAAGUUUCCCGGUUGUUCUGUUUGCGAAUGGAGCAGGCUUGUUUGGGAACCAGCUGUAUCAUACGGCCAUGUUGAUCUUACUACACAAUCGCCCUCGCACCGCACGCAUUACUGAUUUCCACUCUGUUGCCAUGUCGCCAUUGUGGCAUGCGCAGCGGAUAUGCAGUAUUGCUCUCCACAAUGAUCGUCAGGAGUGCUGGGAUCCAUGUCUCUUGGCAUCCUUUCUGCUGGCAGCUCGUCGGAUGACACACGAGUCGCAACAACAUGAAGUUGUGCGUGGAUUCGACCGUAUCCGUACGGUGACAGGGUGGAACACAAACAACUCCUUGCAGAGCCUGCGAGCAGAGUGGUGCCUUCUUGAUGAGAUAUAG